This is a messenger RNA of Gekko japonicus, 1939 nucleotides long. Its product is annotated as DNA damage-induced apoptosis suppressor protein-like. Gene Ontology annotation, biological process: negative regulation of intrinsic apoptotic signaling pathway in response to DNA damage. Gene Ontology annotation, cellular component: cytoplasm; nucleus. The transcript is spliced from 4 exons. The record is from RefSeq and is a predicted model, not a curated record. The annotation marks the transcript as partial. NCBI's taxonomy places the organism in Eukaryota, Metazoa, Chordata, Lepidosauria, Squamata, Gekkonidae.
GUACAGCUGCUUGAAAUGUGGCCGCUCAGGCGAGGCCAGAGAUGCAAACUAUAGGUAUCGGCUCUCACUCGAAGUUGCUGACGCUCACAGGGUGUUCCUGGUGACUGUCUUUGGCAGCUGCCUGGAAGCUUUCUUUGGAGUCACAGCAGAGAGUCUGCAGAGGUACAUUGAGGACUUGAACCCGGAAGCGGGAGAAGCGGCCAGGGAAGCAUCACCCAGUGUGGUCAUUCAGGCCGUUGAAACCUGUUUCAUUGGGAAGAAAUUUAUCUUUGGAGUGAAGGAUUCCGCAAAGCAAGAUGGUGCCGGCCGCUUGCAGAGCAACUCUGAAGUCGGCCAUGGACCGGAAGCUCUCACAGCCUGUCAGAUGUUUGCCCCGAAUCCCGGGCUCGUGGGCUGCACCGUUCUCCGUUACCUCCGUCAGCAGCAAUGCUCUUCUGGUUCCAAAGGCAGCCACGGGGGCGGAUGGUCUCCUGGUGGCCUCUUUGCAGCACUCAGUCAGCCAAGCAGUGAACUUAGCAGCUUGCGUGGCUCUGGGGACGGGGACGUGGUUCCCUCCUCUCAGGCACAGGGUCUUUCAGGCCUCUGGGCCCAGUCGUUUGGACUGACUUCCUCAUCCGUUUCUGGAGGAACGGCUGCGGAUCUUGCCGCUUUAGAUUCGAGGAGAACUGCCCGCGAUGAGCAGAAACGGGACAACAGUCCUGUUUCUCUGCAGCGCCGCAACCAAUCUAUCGACAGCUCCCAGGACGAUAACCAGGCUGUAAAUGAGAGGAACGUACAGGGAGGUGAUAAAUUUUGUUUGUGUCCUACUUGGCAUAACGGCAUCUUUGUAGAAAAGGAGGCACGGAGCCGCUCCGCCGAAAGAGAUGACUACAGAGCAGUGCAGAAUCCAUUACAAACCGGGAAGGAAGACUCUCCUGGCAAAAUUAUCAUCCAGCAUAGUCAUGGUCUGGAAAGACCACACAACCCUUUGCAAGGUGGUCCUUGUUGUCCACUCGUCUCAUGUGCCGGCCAUUCUAGAGAUGGCAGAAGCUCUCAGGGCGAGCCAUGGCUUUGGGACGAACUGCCCUCUUCUGAAAGCCUAAAUGAAUUCAUUGCCAGAAUUGAGAGCGGCAACGCCACGGAGUCGCCAACAGAGACGAGAGCCUGGGAGUACUUCCCAAGCAAAGGGGCUGGUGAAACCCACGGAUGUGUUAACCAGACACCCCCUCAGCUAGCUGCAACAUCCACACCUGGCCAAGCGCAUGAGAAGCUGCAGGAGGUGGCUGAGAAGGUGGAUCUGUCCAAAGAACCUGUUCUCUCUUGUCACCGGUUUAGCCAGCUGUCCCGUAGUGGCAAAGAGUAUCAACCGGAGGCCUCUUUCAGGACUUUGUCUACUCAAGGAAGGGACGAGUGGGAGCGUCUGUCCGACCAUCAUCGGCUCCUCUUACCUUGGCUCUCUCCAGUUGGAAUUCAGCCUUCUGGUUUAAAGGGAAGUUGCCCGUCACCCAAGGAAGGGGUUGACCGAGAUGUCACUGGUCACGAGAAUCACUGUGCCCCUGCCUCUCUAAAGGCUGCCAGGAGCUGCCUCAACAGUCCUGCCCGCUUAGAUCGUAAGCGUGAGGACAAUGCAGCUGGCUGGAGAAAGGAAGAAAGGUCUCACUGUGAGCCAAAACAAGGAGUAUGUGAAAGACUGGACAACGUUUGUGAAGGGCAGCCACUCCCAGAAAUGCACGGAAAUCACUGUAAAGAGGGUGAGAUCAGCAGUUCGCCACGGGACUCUUCCAUCUGUACCCAGGGGAGUUACAACGCCUCAGCCGAUCUCUUUGAUGCUAGCACCGCAGGGGCAGAAGUAGUCACAGGGACAUUAAGCACGGGCCAGGCUGCCUCAGCACAGGGGGGCGCGUUGACCGCAAAGUCCACAGCCUCCGGAUGCCAGCCAAGAAAUGACCCCUGCUUGUAG